Messenger RNA from Physcomitrium patens, 2498 nucleotides. Its product is annotated as pyruvate decarboxylase 1. Gene Ontology annotation, cellular component: cytosol. The record is from RefSeq and is a predicted model, not a curated record. NCBI's taxonomy places the organism in Eukaryota, Viridiplantae, Streptophyta, Bryopsida, Funariales, Funariaceae. Gene Ontology annotation, molecular function: magnesium ion binding; thiamine pyrophosphate binding; pyruvate decarboxylase activity.
UUGGUAAAUCAAUCGAUGCUGUCCAACAUAAAUGCACAGUUUCUUCCUUGAAUUGCUGUACCUAGGCGACAUAUGUGGGUUUUUUUUACUACCCAGCAUCCGAAAAUCAUCGGAAUAAUGCCAUGCACUCUUAAAGCUCAAGGUGUAUGUUCUGUUACCAACGAAGAGCGCGCGAUUGAACAAGAAGCCGCUUUUGAUUCUUACGACUGGCACGCACCCUAACCACAUGCAGCGGCUAGUCUCCGUUGGAGACAAUGGAUGGCAUGUUCCUCGUGCAGGCUGCAUCGACCGCUUCGAAAUGGUGUGCCGCCACUUCAGAGGAAGAAAAGGGUGUUUCCAGGUGCUUUUCGGAGAUGACGAUCGUCCACAACAAUCUGUUAUAAAAAUCCUGCGUCACGUGGAGGCAUGCGGAAAAAUGGGAGGGGGUGAUAAAGCAAAAGAGGCACUUCCAGAUGGUUCAAGGACACUUGGGCGCUACAUUGCUGCCCGAUUGGUCGAAGUUGGUGUACGCGAUCUUUUCACUGUGCCCGGCGACUUCAAUUUGGUACUGCUCGAUCACUUGAUGGCCGAGCCUGGUCUUGAGCUCAUUGGGUGUUGCAAUGAAUUAAACGCGGGUUAUGCUGCUGAUGGGUAUGCACGUGCAAAUGGCGUAGGGGCUUGUGCCGUAACGUUUACUGUGGGAGGUUUGAGUGUGAUUAAUGCUAUAGCCGGCGCAUAUAGUGAAAAUCUUCCUGUUAUAUGCAUUAUCGGUGGUCCAAACUCUAAUGAUUAUGGAACGAAUCGAAUCCUCCACCAUACAAUUGGAGAGAUAGACUUCAGUCAGGAACACCGAUGUUUUCAACAAGUCACUUGUGCUCAGGUAGUAAUACAAUCUUUGGACGACGCACAUGAGCUCGUCGAUAGAGCAAUCUCUACUGCGAUUGGACAAAGCAAGCCUGUGUACGUGAGCGUCAGCUGCAAUCUUGCCGCUAUGCCCCACCCAUCCUUCAGAAGUGCCCCUCUUCCAUAUUCCAUGACCCAAGGUCCCGACCCCAGAAGGUUGUACGGAAUUGGAAAUUUAAAGACCAAUCAGUUGAGUCUUGAGGCGGCUGUAGAUGCAGUUAGUUCGCUCUUAGCAUCAGCUGUUAAGCCCGUCCUCGUAGGUGGCCCUAAACUUCGGGUUGCAAAAGCUUGUGACUCUUUCGAGCAGUUGGCUACGGCGUGUGGAUAUGCUGUGGCGGUCAUGCCUGCAGCGAAGGGCUUAUUUCCAGAAAGCCACCGUAAUUUUAUAGGCACGUACUGGGGUGCUGUAAGCUCGACUUUCACAGCUGAGAUCGUCGAAUCUGCUGACAAAUACCUGUUCGCUGGGCCAGUUUUCAACGAUUACAGUUCGGUGGGAUACUCUCUGCUGAUCAAAAAGGAGAACAUCAUCAGCUUGGAACCCGACCGAGUGAUGAUCGGAAAUGGGCCAUCCUUUGGGUGUGUGCUGAUGAAGGACUUUCUGGAAGUUCUUGCAAAGAAGAUAAAGAAAAACACAACUUCGUUUGAUAAUUAUUCGCGCAUGUAUGUACCUGUUAGUGUUCCUCCUAAGCAAAAGCCGGGAGAGCCUCUCAAAGCUGUUAAUCUCUUCAAGCACAUUCAGGCAAUGUUAACAAAAGAUUCUGCAGUCAUAGCUGAGACGGGAGAUGCAUGGUUCAACUGUCAGAAACUUAAACUACCAGAUGGAUGCUCGUACGAAUUUCAGAUGCAGUAUGGAUCAAUCGGCUGGGCAGUGGGAGCUACUUUUGGUUAUGCACAAGGUGCCAAACAGAGGCGCGUAAUAGCAUGCAUUGGCGACGGAAGUUUUCAAGUUACAGCACAAGAAGUCUCUUCGAUGAUUCGAAAUGGCCAGAAUUCUGUCAUAUUUUUGUUAAAUAAUGGCGGUUACACAAUUGAAGUUGAAAUUCACGAUGGCCCAUAUAACGUCAUUAAGAACUGGAACUACACAGCGUUGGUGGAGGCCUUUGCCAACGGUGAAGGUCGCUUAUGGACCUGCAAGGUGCGAACUGAGGAGGAUCUUGAGAAGGCUAUUGCCACAGUCCAUGAGAAGGACAGCCUUUGUUUCAUUGAAGUCAUACUUCACAGGGAUGACACUAGUAAGGAACUACUCGAAUGGGGCUCCCGUGUUGCCACUGCUAAUAGUCGGCCGCCGAAUCCUCAGUAAUUCGAUCAACGGAACAAGUGUUCAUAUUUGUCAAAUCUAGUAGGUAUUAGAGAAACAGGUUAGUUCUCAUGCACGUUGUUUUACAAAUUUCUGGCAUCAUUAGAGGCCCAACUUGGGAUUAAGCUUCUAUCACAUGCAGCAAAUUUAAAUCAAUUAUGGUCAUCAGAUUAAGUAUUAUAAAAACUAAAAAUAAAAAUUUGGUUAUUGAUUUAUUGUCGCAUCUUAUAUAACUUAGAAAAUAGAACACUUAGAGAAUAAAAUGUAUAAUAUAUUGUUAUGGAUGUAUUUCAAAAAUCUCAAAUCCGUAUUUGAUAAA